Molecule: messenger RNA, 7179 nt
Organism: Rhipicephalus sanguineus (brown dog tick)
Lineage: Eukaryota; Metazoa; Arthropoda; Arachnida; Ixodida; Ixodidae
Product: titin homolog
Exons: 6
Coding region: 1-7179 (2392 amino acids)
Source: RefSeq, a predicted model, not a curated record
AUGAGCGAACCGUUCUCCAAGGAUCCGCCGCCGGGCGGAGGCACUGGCUCGCGGGGCCAGCCGCCGCCCGGUGCGCCAGUGCCGGAACAGCCCGACGACAAUAGAGAACCGGCGCUUCAGCCGCCUUCUUCUGAAACUACGGUUGGACAAGUCGGCGAUGAAGAGGGUAAUCAGGAAACGGAAUCCUCGACAGAGCGGCAGCUGCACCAAGAAGAAGACGUCCGUUUCGUCAGGCAUUUUACCGACUAUCAAAUAGAGCAGUAUCUGCCGCGCGAGGAUGAUGUCGGGCCGGACAGCCGCCAUUCCCCCAGGUCGGCGAGUCUCAGCAUGGGCCCCGUGUCCAGCAUACAGUACACCGUGUCCAUAACGGCGCCCUCGCAUGAGGAACCCGGAGACCUUCCUACUGUUGGUUCUGGUGCAUCAGGCGGAACUUCAGCGCGUGGUGGCGGUGGUGCCAGCAGCGCCGCUACAGCGAGAUCCGGUGCCGAGUCUACGGCCCGGCGACCACAGCACGUCAACAUCGUUGUGAUGCUCAACCCGACCGCCUCCGGUACCGACAAAAGCAGACCCAGUCCCUCCGCUCAAUCGUCGCCCAAAAAGUUCAAAACUCCUGUGCCACGCGCGAAAUCCUCAUUCGAGGUCGGCUCCCUGGACAAAAGCCACAAGCCCGAGUUCAGUCGUAGCGGGGGCGCCAAGAAGUGCCGCUCCGUCAACCUCGAACACAUCAAAGAAAAGGAUGUAGCAGAGCUCGUGCGCUUUCUGAACGCCGCGUUCGCGGCGCAGAGAACGGACUCAACGACCAUGUUAUCGCUGUCGGGUGUCCUGCCUUCCUCGACCAGUGAUCGUGGAAGAAUUCGGUUUGACGAUGAGACCAUCACCCGGCCGCCGAUGCCAAAACCGGACACACAGGAGGAAGCCGUCCAGGUGGAGGAGCCACCUAAGUCCGCGUGUUCUACAGGCUCUCAAACUGAAGGACCGUUAUCAGCCGGGUCCGAAACGUCUCAGCAAGUCGCGGGUGAAAGGGCCAGAGGUCCAACUGAAAGGGUAUAUUUGCUGAGUGAAGAGCAGGUCAGACAAGCGUUUGGCAGUGAUGACGUCAUUGUACGGUUUCCUCACAUGGACGUGCCACUGCGGCGGGUGAGUUCCGAUCGUGGAAAGACAGGUACAAGCACCUCGGACGACAGCGGAAGUCGAGCAGAGAUACCCAGAUGGCUUCAAGAGUUCUUCACCAAAAGUGACAGCUCUGUGGCAUUGAGGUCUCGCCGUUCGCCAGAUGCUCAAGGUUCGGUGGCCCCGAUCAUCGAGGAAGCGGAAGUGUCUCAAACAGCAGGAAUCGAGUCCCGUCAACCAGCGUUGAGAGAAAACGCCCUCGUCGAGCUCAAAGAUGAAGCGCCCCGCAGCACCCUACUCGUAGAGCGGUCAACGCCUCAAGAGAUGCAGCUAACGCCAGCGGAAGUCGUGGAAGAAACAAAAGAAGAGUUGUCUGGGGGUCUUUUUCCCGGAACUUGGGAGUCGGACACUGAAGACACAAAGAAAUUGGCAGACGAACAACUCGAGGAACGACGACCACGCGAUGACGCAUUGACCGUUGACGCUGUUGAAAAAGAAGAUGAGGCAACGCUUCAUUUGGCACAGAAACCAGCCGAAGAAGCACCCCAUGUCGAAGCAAGAGUCUGGACAGCGGAAUCUGGGCUCGAAGAAUCCAUUUCAGAGGAUGAACUUCUUGACCACGAUGCAAAGAAGGGAAAGAAAACGCACUCAAAGAAAGCAGCAACCAAAUGCAUGUCUCUCGUGGUCAUACCUACACCCGACGAGAAAAUACAAAGCCCACGUCAUUCAAUCGACCUUACAGCAAAGGAUAGCUUUGAGGGAAUGAACGCGAUCGAAGGAACUGUGACGGCGCCACUGACCCAGCAAGAAUACCCUGCAAUCACUUAUGACGUAUCUAAGCCCCCAGAAUCGGCGGCAGGGAGGCACGACGCGGCGUCUACUGAAAGAAGAAAGCGCGAGAAAAAGCCACUGACAGGAGCAGGAAGAACUGGCGCGAUGAGUGACAUGAGAGCUCCCGAAGAAGCUGGUACAGGGAUGAGAAAAUACCACAUUCCUGACGGAAACGUUACCGGCCAGUCUGACAAGCCAGAAACAGGCAAGGAAGCAUCCGGGGAGGCCCGCCAAGAAUUUGCGGAAGGAUUCCCGAUGAAUGGGCUUGAAGGAGCUGAACUUUCUGGAGCCAGGAAGGUAGCGUCACAUGAACUCGCACCGGCAGAUGUUUGGCCAGAGUACGGCAAGGAAGCAAGGGCUGAGGAAGGAGAUCAAGAGUCCGCCCCUCCGAAACCAAUGCCGACAGACGCGACUUUAGUGGGAGAGGUACCAGCCAUGACAGAAGUUCCGACGGAGCAGCAACUACCUAUGCUUGAACUUGCCCCAUUAGAAGAGGUGCCAGCACUAGAGCGGAAGCCAAGCACCGAGGAGAUUUUGCAUCAAGAGGCUCCUCUUAAAGUUGCAACCGCAGAAAGAUACGGUUCAGAAAGUGCGCCCUCAGAAAAGCCAUCAGUAGAAAAGUUAUCUUCGCUCGACCUUGUCUCUUCGGAAGGGAAAACGGCGAGCGCUGAGGAAAUCUCGGAAAUUUGUCCACAAGAAGCACUGCUACUCGAGUCAGUGUCCGGCAGUGGGGAAUUGACGGAAUCUGGGUAUCCGACGAUGGAAUUUCUGCUGGCACAAAUCCCAGCUUUGGAAAGGGCUCCGCUCCGCCGAGCACCAUCCGGAGAGAGCCUUCAGGAAAAACAAGUGCAAGAAAGUUCAACAAAACUCUCCUUAGAGCCCCGCACCGCUGCCCCAUCUUCUGAGCUACCCUCUGCUAAGCUGAAGCCAAAAAAGAAACGAUCUCUAAAGAAAGCAUUACCAUCGACAGGCCUUCCACAACCCUCCUUCGAACCGAAGGCAAAGCCCCACGAGGCAGACAAGCUUAAGCAGCAGCUGCGUCAACGACUUGCCGAAGAAGCAGUCGAAGAAAUAAAGGCGUUAGAUGUCACCGCUUCCCCGUGUUUUGAACUACCUUCCACUGAGCUGAAGCCAGAAAAGAAGAGGCGCCCUCCCAAGAAGCCGGAAGAGCUACCAGCAGCACUUCCUUUCAUGCCAGAAAAAGAAAAGCAAGGAAAGGAGGACCUCACACCUGAAGGUUUGGUGCAAGAAAAAGCGGGAGAGGAAAUCAGAAGAGAAACCUUCCUAUUAGAGGUGCAUGAACAGGAAACACUAAAUGAGGCACUUGCCGCGGAAGCAGCACCAAUAGUCGAACUAACAGAAGUCCCUCCAGGGAGGGUAUUCACAGAAGAGUCACUUAUGCCGGCAUCACCAGAACGAGUAAUGGAGGAAACAGAAAUUACAAUUUUGGGGGUGCAGGGACAAGAACUGCUACCGGAAGCAGUAGUGGGAGAAACUCCUGUAGUGGUGUCUGCUGAGGGUGUCGCUGAGCCGAUGAGGCAGGAGGAAAUGGCGGAAGCUGUAAUAGAAGAACUUGUCCUGCCAGGGGUGAUGGAACAUGAUGCCCUCACCGAAACAACGCAGGAGGGAGAACUGGUCGUCAUUGUAACGGCCCCGGAAUCUCAAGGAUUGGCAGUUGAAGGUAUGCCACAAGACGAAACAGAGGAGGCCGCAGGCCUAGAACUACUCCUACCCGAGGUGAAGGAACAAGCAGCAUUAAUUAAAGUACCUGUUGAAGAAACAUCAGGACUAACAGAAGUUCCUUCAAGGAAGGUAUCCGAAAAAGUAUAUUCUGUGCCGGAAUCGCCAGACGAAGUAACAGAUGAGCUGAAGAUUUCGAUAUAUGGGGUGCAGGAAGAAGAAGUAACAGAGGAGCCGAAGAUAUCGAUAUAUGGGGUGCAGGAAGAAGAGCCACUACCGCCAGCAGCCGCCAGAGAAAUUCCUCAAAUGGUCUCUACUGAACGUGCCGUUCAGACGACGAGGCAGGAGGAAAUGGCGAGAGCUGUAAUACCGGAACUUGUACUACCAGUGGUAACGGAAUGUGAAGCCAUUACCGAAAAGACCCGAGAGGAAGAACUGGUCGUCAUUGUAAUGGCAACGGAAUCUCAAGGAUUGGAAGCUGAAGGUAUGGCACAAGAGGAAACGGAGGAGGCCAUUGGACGAGAACUAUUCGUACCAGAGGUGCAGCAACAAGGAGGAGUAACUGAAGGACUUGCUGCAGAAUCAGCGCCAUCUGUGAUAUUGACAGAAGUUCCUUCGCUCUCAACAGAGGCGCUACUUCCGCCAGCACCGGCAGACCAAGUAAAAAAAGAGCCACAGGUGAUUACUUUAGAAGUACAGCCUGUGGCUCUCAAGGAAACAAUCGAGGCGUCAGCCGGUAGUUCGGCUGAACCGAUGGUUCGCAUGGGAGAAACAUCACUGAUCCAAGACAUCACCCGCCCCGAAAUUCUUGUGGAGGAUGUCCUCGAACAAGCACCGUCACAUAAGGAAAAGACAACGGAAGCAGGAGGUGAAGAGGGAGCUGUCCAGGCAGUGAGACCAGCCGGUGUGCUUUAUGUAGAGCCUCCUCCCUACCACCUCGAGUACCUCUACGUGCCAGAAUUCAUUGCACGAGAGCAGCCUACGGGUGUUCCUAUUAAAGAAAAGACACCGGUCACUGUCGACGUCAAAAGUGAUCAGCGCAACUUGCUACAAGAUGAUAUCGCAAACGGACUUUUCUACUACUCUCGGUUCACUGAAGCUUUCGGGCAAUCCGAAACGCCCUGCGAUGCCGACCUCGAAAGCAUAAAGCUGGAAUUUGACCGGCUACCUUUUCCUCCAGAGCAGCAGCUAUCGGGAGUCAGGAAGGACGCGACCGGAAAAGCGCGGCGCAGCUCAUCGUCAUCCGACUUUAGCUCAUUUUCAAUUCCCGCUGACGCCAUCACGAGAAGAAUCCUUCGUGACGUCACAACGGUCGAGCGUUUUCAGAGACUUCUGCCGUCGACCUACGAGAACGCGGCAUCCGACGACGCUUCGUCGAAGACUUCCGUUGUGGGACACAAGAGCAAUACUUCUAAGGAUAACCUCGAAGUCUUAACAACUGAGAAGAUCACUCACAUGAAAGAGAAACUUGAAUACGUCGAGCCCAUAGCGUCGGAGGAUUUUUCGUCUGCCGCUUCUCGUCGAAACUCGGACGAGGAGAGCAAGUCUGCCGAAUUUAUAACAAGGACAAUUGUACUUCGAAGUGAAAGGGAUGAAGAGAUGCAUUACGGCGAGUCCGUGCCCUUGAGCUGUUUCAAUGGUGGAAGGCCGACGUAUUCUGCAACAGGCAUCGAUGAAUCGCGCACACAGGAUGAAAACAAAAAGCCGUCGUACACGGACGACGAUCGCUUCGUCACGGCCAACGUCAAGAAGGAGACGCGUGUAAAGGAGACCUAUCAAAUCGUGAAGCCCUUGAAACCAGCCAAGAAGGUGAAGUCUACUGAUGGAGACCCGCAGUCAAAGAAGCUUGUCAGAAGUGCCGUCCGAAAUGACGUCAUACUGAAGCAGUUUCUCAGCGAGGCGGAACGUCGAAGAUUAGAGGUCGUCGAGGCUGAAAUGAUUGCCUCGUUGCGGCCCAGCGUCGCCGAGGAAGAAGCAGGAAAGCUCGUUCCAUUUGCGACGGACCAACAGCAGCCUCAAGCAAGUCGACAAAAGCGAACGCGCAGUCCUUGCUCGCGGCCUUUAGACAGGGACUUCGCGGACGAACUACCUUCAGUCGACGAGUUGGAGUUGGGUUUCCACCCGCCGAUGGGCAUCGGAUCGCCACCACGUAAGAUUGAUGCAAGAACCGUUAUGAAGGCGGCUGACAUGCCGGACAUUCCGUCUGCCGAGGAGACCGAGGUCGUGACCACACGCUACACCUUCGGUGCGAAAAGCGCCGCCCCACGCCCGACGAGCGUUGUUGAGAUGACGGUGCUGCACUCGGCUUCGGACGCACCAUCCGUAGAAGAAGCUGACUUUCCUAUAAGUCCGCAGCCGUCCGGGGAGGAAGCGCAGCGGCAGCGCACUGACGGGAUGACUAUCCGAGGGCGUCAGUCGGAAAAAGCGAAGCCGUCGUGGAAUGCAGCAGUCGAGGCGCGAAGACUGCCAGAUGUCGAGGACAGAUAUUCGCCAGCCUCGGUCGCGACUAGCAAGUUCGGGACCCAACAGCCGACGGAGCCAAGCGCUCAUGCUUCCGCUAAGGAGAGUGGCGCUUCAUGUUCAACACUAUACACAGUACCUCAGCCCGCAGUGAAAGAAACUCCGGAACAUGAGCGUCAGCAGAACUGUGAACAGGAGUCCCUAAAGUCACACGAUCAAGCAAGUGUACAGGAAGGAAAGGCUCAUAUUGAGUCUUUGAGAAAGGACGCUUCUUCCGACGAACGAAUGUCUUCGCUAAAGCACAGUUUCAAGGAAAUCACAGCUAGCGAAGAGAGUCCACCGCAGCAGGAACCUGAAGUUCCUGAAGUGCCGUUCAUUGCGCACCCUAGUUCGUCGACGUACAAACUUCUUGACAAUGCCUCGACACCCGACACCACACAGGCUGUGCCUACUCUCGAGCCCGAACCAGUGUCUCGUAGUCAGUCAGGCUCGCCAGAGCCGCACCGCGCUUACAAGAUUAUCGAUGAGGCGGCAGAUGAAAAACCCGUGGAACAGCAUGAAGAGAUAGUGCUCGAGCCCGUCUCUACUCGUCGCGAUAGCCCCACCUACCGAAUGUACUCCCGCGAAGGUUCGGUGCAGGAACCCCUCGCUGCUAUUGAACAGGACGUGGUGACCGAAGAGCCGUCUAAAGGAGAAUCGGCAUCACAAGAUGCCGACGAGAGUAUCCCGCUGGAGAAAUUUGACAAGGAUAACGUUGCUUCCGAGGACAACCAACCACAGGAACCUCAGAUAGCCGACACACGUGUCAUCUUGCGCCCCGCCUCACCUACAUAUCAUUUGGUUGAGAUUCGCGCAACACCAGACAGUACUGUGACCGAGUCGAACAUGGAACCCAAGCUACCACCUCCUCCUCCUCCACGAAUAGCUUCACAGGAUGCACACCCGACUUACAAGAUUAUCGAUAUCCCCGCUGAAGAGGAACUCAAAGAUCAACAUGAAGAGUUUGUACCGGAGAGUUCGACCUCUGGGGAACGAGAGAACACGAACGUGACCACGACGAUGGGACGCGAAAUCAGGCUGCUGCGUCAGCAACGAUGA